Messenger RNA from Grammomys surdaster, 3995 nucleotides. RefSeq names its product ALG13 UDP-N-acetylglucosaminyltransferase subunit (gene Alg13). The record is from RefSeq and is a predicted model, not a curated record. Gene Ontology annotation, molecular function: hexosyltransferase activity. NCBI's taxonomy places the organism in Eukaryota, Metazoa, Chordata, Mammalia, Rodentia, Muridae. Gene Ontology annotation, biological process: dolichol-linked oligosaccharide biosynthetic process.
AUUCCGAAUCUGGAACCCGCGCGAUGAAGCGAGCGUUUGUGACCGUCGGGACCACCAGUUUCGACGAGCUCGUCGCUCGAGUGGUCACCAACGACUGCGUUCAGGUCCUCAAGAGUCUGGGUUACAACCACCUUGUCCUCCAGAUUGGUAGAGGCACUGUGGUGCCUGAACCAUUCAGUACUGAGUCAUUCACUCUGGAUGUUUACAGGUAUAAGGAGUCUUUGAAAGAAGACCUUCAGCAAGCUGAUCUUGUCAUUAGCCACGCAGGUGCAGGAAGCUGUUUGGAGAGUCUGGAAAAAGGCAAACCACUUGUGGUAGUUGUAAAUGAAAAGUUAAUGAACAAUCAUCAAUUUGAACUGGCAAAGCAGUUGCACAAAGAAGGCCAUCUCUUCUAUUGUACUUGCAGGAUCCUGUCUUGUCCUGCGCCAGUCAGCCUCUUGCUUGUGCUUCUGGGAAGUGCCAAGAUUCUGCAGCCCUGCCAACUGCCUUCUGCCUAGACCUUGAGCUGCUUCGGAUACCUGCCUACACAAGCUCCAGUACUUGUGGCCACUGCCUAUUCUUCCCUGCCUUCUGUGUUUUCCUCUUUUCCACUCCUCUGUACCUUUCUCCUCAUCCCGUGCACAAUGCAUAAAGGAUGGAAAAAGUACUGCGGCCAGAAGUCUUUGAGUGAGGCUUCAAUGGAUGAAUAUUUAGGCAGUUUAGGGCUGUUUCGAAAGGUGAUUGCCAAGGAUGCCUCUUGCCUCUUUCGUGCUAUUUCGGAGCAGUUGUUUCACAGCCAGAUCCAUCAUUUACAUAUCAGGAGAGCUUGUGUCUCAUAUAUGAAGGAAAAUCAACAAGCUUUUGAGUCUUAUGUGGAGGGAUCUUUUGAGAAAUAUCUGGAACGGUUGGGAGAUCCCAUGGAGAGUGCUGGCCAGCUGGAACUAAAAGCUCUUUCUCUAAUUUACAAUCGAGAUUUCAUUCUUUAUCGUUAUCCUGGAAAGCCACCAACUCAAGUCACAGAUAAUGGCUUUGAAGACAAGAUUCUUCUCUGUUAUUCAAAUAAUGGCCAUUAUGAUUCUGUAUAUUCAAAGGAAUUUCAAUCAACUGCAGGAAUUUGUCAAGCUAUAUUAUAUGAACUUCUUUAUAAAGAUGUAUUUGUUGUGGAUGAAGAAACCUUGAAAACUGCAGUUGAUUUGUUUCGAAGUGGUUCCAGGAGAAACAAACACAAUGCUUUGACUGCAAAUGUAGAAGGCAAUACUGAUCAGAAGGACUCAACCCAAGAUAGAAGUGAAGAGGUUGGAGCCUGUUCCAGUGUUGCAAGUACACCAGAAAGCAAUAAGCAAGGAACAGAACAACAAAAGGUUCCAGAAAAUCCAUCAAAGAUGCUGUUUCCCUAUAAAGUACUGAAAGCUCUGGAUCCAGAAAUCUAUCGCAACAUAGAAUUUGAUGCUUGGUUGGACACUAGAAAAGAACUUCAAAAAUCAGAUUGUGUGGAGUAUGGUGGAAGAUACUACUAUUUAGGAGACAAGUGUCAGGUUUGCAUGGAACCAGGUGGAAAAUAUUAUAAUGCUCACAUUCAGGAAAUUGAUAUUGAUAAAAAUUCAGUAGUAGUUUUCAUUGAGGAAUUUGGAGAAAGGCAUCCAAUUCCGUUGGCCAACGUAAGACCAGUCAACCAAGUGGCACUUCUUCCUGCCUGGAAUGCUAUACCACUUCGUAAUGGAAGAGGUUACCAGACUAUAACUGGAGGCUAUUUCCCUGAAAUAGUUAUGACAGAUAUGAACAUGAAGCAACGGAAGAAGAUGUUCAAGAAAUUUCGAGGGAAAGAGAUUUAUAUGACCAUGGCUUAUAGCAGGGGGGACCCCCUUGUCACACCCAGGAUUCAGCAUAGUAUGCAUUAUGGCCAUGACCCUCUACUGUACUACUCACAGACAGCUGGCCGUAUUAUGUCUAGUGAACAUUUUUACCCUCAACAUUCAUCUCAAAAACAAGGUCGGGGAUAUGGGAUGCCCAGGGAUUCAUCUCACGUUCUAAACAAACAAAACACACCAAAUCCUAAAGUUGGGUCUUCCUCUGGCUCAGGCAAAAAGUGCUGCCAGAGCUAUGAUAAUGUGUCCUAUAGGUCUCGUUCUUUUAGGCGUAGCCAUCGUCAGAUGCAUUGCAUGAAUAAGGGAUGCCAAUAUGAUUUUGCUCCAGAGAAUGGAGUGGAAGAAUCUGUUACAUUUUAUGCACUUGAAGAAGGGAAUGAGACUGCUUAUUCAACCUUACCUAACAAUGGUGGUCCAACUGCAAUGGUUCCUGCUACUUCAGGAUACUGUGUUGCAAGGCAGGGCUAUAACUCAUGCAAACCAACUUUGAAUUCAGAAGACAGUAAUGACCACUGUGAUAAUGGAGGAUAUCAUGGAGAUUAUCUUUAUUCAGAACAAGGCUAUGAAACUUCCAGUGUGUAUACCACAACUGUGUCUACAGCAAACCUGUCUCUUCAGGACAGUGGACCAUGUUCUGUGCCUCAAGACACAGUUACCUCAUACAGCUACCCCCAGAAGGUGUUAGAAAAUUCUGCAGCAAUUGCAGUUUCUUGGGCCAGCCAUGUUCCGGUUCCAGUCAUAUCUAACUGCACAGGAGAUAAUCAAACUAUUAGCACCUCUGACGUUUCCUCACAGAGUGCCAUACAACCUGUCUUUGUACCUCCAACUGCACAAGAUGGUUCAGCCUAUGUUCAGCCUGCAGCAGCAGCAACACCAGCACCAGUGGCAACACCAGUGGCAACACCACUACCUCCGCCUCCUCCUCCUGCCACUCCCCUUGAAGCAGGAGAUGCUUUGGGAUUCCCUCUUCCACCACCACCACCGCCUUAUUCCUAUGACCCGAGUGGAAGUGAUCUGCCCCAAGAUACAAAAGUUUUGCAGUACUAUUUCAAUCUGGGAUUGCAGUGCUAUCAUCACAACUACUGGCAUUCCAUGGUCUAUGUGCCACAUGUGCAGCAGCAGCAACAGCAGCAGCAGCAACAACAACAGCAGCUUAAUGGAGAGAGUUAUCCAGAUUGUACUGAGCAAACCCCCGCAGACCAAAGUGUUCCUCAAGUGUACACUGAUGUGGCGAGAACAGGUGACACACAGGCAGAUGUAACAACAAAUGAUACUUAUCCCGUUGCUGAUGCUGUACCUAUCCCUCAUGGAACAGUCUACUAUCCAGUAAUGACAGAUCCCUAUGGAUCUCCUUUGUCGGGUUUUGAUUCCUAUGUUCCUGUUGCAUCAGAUUACUCCAGUAUUGCCAUGUGGCAUCCAGUUGGUGCAGCAUAUGGUACUUCUGCACAGAUUCAUGGUGCUAUAAAUCCUGGGCCAAUUGGCUAUAUGCUUCUACCUAACUCACCUCAUUAUACACCUCAGAAUUAAGAUUGGCAACAUGAAAUACUUUUCGCUGCCAUCUUUACUGUUAUGGUUCAUAAAUGUCUUAUUAGUUCUUAAGUGGUUUAGUUGGGAAGAAUGUUCACUAUGUCUUUAAAAUUAUUUUACUUUUGAAGUAAAAUAUUUCUUUAAAACAAAGACAUUACCUUUUGUUAUAAGAAAAUUGCAGUGAAUGUACAACUAGUCCUUAUAAUGGGCAACUUCAUUGGAGGCAGCUUUAACCCAGCUUGUUACAAUUGUAUUAACUGAUGGUGCCAACUGAUAAAGGAAAACAUACAAGCUAGUUUCUAUGAUACAUCUUAAUCAAUUAGUGUUAGUACACUUUCCAUUUUUCAAGAAAUUUAAAGAGACAAAAAAUCCAACCAAUCGAGCCUGUGCUCCUCGGUAUUUGUUUCUAUUAAAUGCCAGUUCUUCAGGUUUCUUUAAAAAUUGUCAGAACUGAAUUGCAGUCUGAUAUGAACCAGUUUUGAAGGCACAUGGUGUUCUGCUUUACAUUUGCCACCAUAUGGGAUUGUUUAAUACUGGAUUUACAUAACUGUCCUACUGCACAGUAUUAUAGUAUCCUUUGCACAAUUUGCAGUAAAUAAAAACUAGCAUUUAAAAUUACCAAAA